AUGGAACCCCUUUAUAUGGUCCCUAAUAGGCCAGCAGCUAUAAUUCCUUAUAUACGGCCGCCGCCAGCAUAUCGUAGUGGUACGGUAACGGAAACUGACACUUUUAGCGACUAUUCAGCCUCAUCAGGACUUGGCAAACGACGUGGCAGCUGGGUGAAUUUAGUAGAAUCCGAUGAAAAUCUGAACAGGCACAAAGUCAAUUGCUAUCCAAAAGUCAAAAAGACGGUAGAUGCAGCUCAGCAGGUACCCUCUUCAAGAACCUCUUCACAAUUGGCUUACGUAUCGGAUAAUUAUCAAAUAAACAUGAUGCACUCCAACUACGCUCUACCGCUAAAAGCUGCGCCUGGGCCGGCUGGUACCGUACCACCUUCAAUUAUCACUUCAAGAGCUCCAUCUGUGGUCGUGACACCAGCAGUCAUACAACAACGUCCUAGCUCAGCCCCAAUGCCAAGAAAGAAACGCAAUCGCUUACAGGAGUGGCUGGAUAAGUCCCACUGCAGCUGUAAGAAGGCUUGUUGUGCUCUUUGCUUGACAUUAACGAUACUGUUAGCGGUGUUCGGUGUAAUUUUGGCCUUAGUGCUCACACAAGUCUUUAGAGCACCUAAAACUGCUCAAAUAUCAUGGAUGCCACCAGAACAGUACCGUAAUGGGCAAAAUCAACCUGUGCGACUCAGUAUGGAUACCGAGGGUAACCAGGUUCGGCUGAGGUUAAUGGGUGCGAUGCCAUUCAAAGGAAACUACAUGAGCUACUACGACUUUGCCACGAAUCGAGUCGCAGUGAUUGAUGAAACUUUGAAGAGCAACGGGAAAAUUCUGACAUGUUUUGUGAUGCCACUGGAUCGAUCGUUGCUACGCGAUCAAGAUGCGAUGCGUAAGGCCGUUGGAGUCGCAGCGAGUCGCAAUUCGCAAACUCAAGGAUGGCACGAAAGCUGGAACUACCUACCGUCCCCGAUAAGCAUGAAUGGACAGCAGAUGUUUAGCACUCCAAUCAAAGAAUGCGAAGGAGCUCGUUGGGUCCAACUAGAAUACGCAGGAACGAAUCAGAAAAAUCGCAAAUGCUCGGACUGCUUUGACUUCUGCCUACCGGAUUACGGUAUCGAGCGCGAUCCAGUUCGUGGAGAUGAGCAGCUAAACAUCGUUAAGCGUGUCUGUUUCUACCUAUUCGUACCAGAAUGGCGAACUUAUGCACAGGCCAAUACAAUAGAGCAGAAUCAGCGCGAUUUUGAAACGUAUUACCGUAAUCGCAAUCAUCUUACAACUGCAUAUGGUGGAGGUGGUAGCGAUUCGAAAUGGAUCAACCUUCAAGGAGUGCCUCAAGCUAUACGUAACGUCACCGGUAACCUAGCUGGCAACUUAGCUGGUAACCUAGCUGGUCAAGUGAGCAAUGCCGCUGCUGGCGUAGUGAACACCGUGGGAGAUGUGGCCCAAGGAGUGGUUCAAGGAGUUCGUGCUGGUGUCUUUGGUCAGAAUAUGCCCAAUCAGCAAGGAUACCAGAGUGGGAAUGACGAUAACAGAUAUAAUUAUAACAUGCAGCCAAAUCAGAACCAAAAUUCCAUGAGCCCCGGCUCGUUCGGUCCUUCCUCUAACGUUAACGGCGUGAUGAAUAUGAAUGGAGUGAAUGGACAGAGUGGAGGCAAUGCUUACAACAUGAAUAAUCAAGAAGGCUAUAAUGUUGGUGCCUAUGGGAUCAAUUCCCAGAAUUUGUAUCCGAAUAUGAAUGGUUAUUCUUCCGAAGAUAGGGAUGGGAAUCAAAGAAUUUCCCAGUCACAAGAUUCUUCGAGGUCUUCCGCAUAUUGGAUAAAUUCUGGUAAUCGCCAAGACACUCAACAGUACCCUAACAUACGGCAGGAUACAGAUCGAGACAACAACGUGCCUUACACAAAUGGAAACAGCUUUGGCAUGACGGGUGGAUACAGCAGUAGAUCACAAUAUCCCGAUUCUAAUGGUGUAAAUCCUCCAUCAGGUUAUGUACCCCAAGGUGAAAUAAAUGUGCAGGGCAUCGCUGGAAUGCCACCGCGAGAAAAUAUCGCUUCUCGACAUGGUUACGUUCCUGAUAUCAUGCCUGUGAAUCAAAAUAAUCAAAAUCAACGACAACUAGUGAUGCCACAUCAGGGUUGGCAAUCUGGGUAA
This is a messenger RNA of Cylicocyclus nassatus, 2130 nucleotides long. The record is from the annotation of a GenBank genome assembly. Lineage: Eukaryota; Metazoa; Nematoda; Chromadorea; Rhabditida; Strongylidae.